Messenger RNA from Mytilus trossulus (common blue mussel), 591 nucleotides. RefSeq lists its product as uncharacterized. Gene Ontology annotation, molecular function: nucleic acid binding; RNA-DNA hybrid ribonuclease activity. The record is from RefSeq and is a predicted model, not a curated record. Gene Ontology annotation, biological process: DNA replication, removal of RNA primer. The transcript has a single exon. Bases 1 to 591 code for a protein of 196 amino acids. Lineage: Eukaryota; Metazoa; Mollusca; Bivalvia; Mytilida; Mytilidae.
AUGCAUGGGAAACCUGGACCAUGUGGAGCUGUUGCAAUCAUCUACACAGAAGGCUCAAGACCAGCCAUACGACUACAUACAUCUGUCCCUCAAAUAGGAUCCAUCUUGCUGGCAGAACUAAUAGCAAUUGUAAUUGUAUUAAAAUUUUGCAUACUGGAAAGACUAUACGACACCAUCACCACACUUAAGAUCUUCUCUGACAGUCAAAGUGCAGUAGGACUCCUCACACUUAAUUGGGCACCCAAAUCCUAUAUUGAGGUAACUCGAGACAUCGGAGAACACCUCGAGGAUCUAAGAACUAAAGAGAUGGAAAUUUGCAUCCUAUGGACACCAGGACACGCAAAUAUUCAAGGGAACGAUGAAGCGGACUUUUUGGCAAAGCAAGCAGCAGGAGAAGCAACACAACGCCAAAAAAACAACAAGAUUUCUCUUCAAGACGUUCAAGGUGCACACAAGAGUGCCAUGCUGACGUGGCAAAGACGAUGGGAAUUAAGCAUUCCAGGAAGAGACCUAUUUGAGAUAACACCAAACGUUAAAAACAUCCCAAUCUUUGACUAUCCAACAAAAAUUUCAGCAUCUUUAUACAACUAA